Cariama cristata (Red-legged seriema) is the source of this 1180-nucleotide messenger RNA. Its product is annotated as FERM domain-containing protein 6-like. Gene Ontology annotation, cellular component: cytoskeleton; cytoplasmic side of apical plasma membrane. The record is from RefSeq and is a predicted model, not a curated record. The annotation marks the transcript as partial. The transcript has 9 exons. Lineage: Eukaryota; Metazoa; Chordata; Aves; Cariamiformes; Cariamidae. Gene Ontology annotation, biological process: positive regulation of hippo signaling.
CGACCGGACGGCACGCUACUACUACUACUGGCACCUGCGGAAGCAAGUGCUGCACUCGCAGUGCGUCCUGCGCGAAGAAGCCUAUUUCCUCCUCACCGCCUUCGCCCUCCAAGCCGACCUGGGCGAUUUCAAACGUAACAAGCACUAUGGGAAAUACUUCGAGCCUGAAGCCUAUUUCCCCGCCUGGGUGGUUGCAAAGAGGGGCAAGGACUACAUCCUAAAGCACGUCCCGAACAUGCACAAAGAUCAGUUUGCCCUGACGGCCUCCGAAGCCCACCUCAAGUACAUCAAGGAGGCCGUCCGGCUGGACGACGUGGCCGUGCAUUACUACAGGUUGUACAAGCAUCCUCGGCCGGGUCUGCCUCUCCUCUCUUUGCAGAAUUUGGACGAAGAAAAGCAGCUGCUCUACGACUUCCCCUGGACGAACGUGGGGAAACUGGUGUUCGUGGGCAAGAAGUUUGAGAUCCUGUGCCAACGGCGUGCCGCUGGCCUCGUAGAGAAGAAGCAGUACCGCGAGUCGUACAUCAGUGACACCCUCGACCUGGACAUGGAGCAGCUGGAGAAGCGAUCGAGCGCCAGCGGCCGCACGGCCGGCGGGCUCACCCAUGGCAGCUCCCACACCUCCGGGGUGGAGAGCGGUGGGAAGGACCGGCUGGAGGAGGACUCCCAGGAUGAUGAAAUCGAGAUGCUGGUGGAUGACCCCCGGGAGCUGGAGCAGGCUGGCGAGAUGGAGGUGAGCCCCGACAUGUGCGUCUACAUCACGGAGGACAUGCUGCUGUCGCGCAAGUUCAACGGGCACUCGGGGCUUAUCGUGAAAGAGAUCAGCUCCUCCACCUCCAGCUCCUCGGAGACGGUGGUGAAGCUGCGAGGGCAGAGCACCGACUCCUUACCCCAGACGACGUGCAGGAAACCAAAGACAUCGACGGACCGACACAGCCUGAGCCUGGAUGAUAUUCGGCUCUACCAGAAGGACUUCUUACAGCGGGCCAACCUGUGCCAGGAUACGGCCCAGAGCUACACCUUCGGCUGUGCCCACGGGCUGGAGGAGGACGGGCUCUACUGCAACGGCUGCUUGGCCCAGCAGUGCAUCAACAUCCAGGAGACCUUCCCCGUCAAAAGAACCAGCAAAUACUUCUCGUUGGAUCUUACCCACGACGAAGUCCCCGAGUUCGUCGUCUGA